This is a messenger RNA of Trichoplax adhaerens, 654 nucleotides long. RefSeq lists its product as uncharacterized. The transcript has 4 exons. Bases 1 to 654 code for a protein of 217 amino acids. The record is from RefSeq and is a predicted model, not a curated record. Lineage: Eukaryota; Metazoa; Placozoa; Uniplacotomia; Trichoplacea; Trichoplacidae.
AUGGCAAUGAAUUUACUCUUCUUCAUUUUAAUACUGUCAGCUUUACUUUGGACAUCAUGUAAUUCAGUAACACUUACAACUAUGCCUCCAGGCGCCUUAUCUACAAAUUCAAGUAAUUUGCAUGCGCGCUUGGUAGAUACUAACGCCACGUGUGCAUCCUAUGAAUGGUAUCGUAACACAUCAAAUGGCCAGGUUGUAGCUCAGCAAACCUCUCACUGUUAUUCAAAUCGCUGUAAUGUCACAUUCCACCAGUCAUCGGGCACCUUUACUAGUCCUUACUAUCCACUUAGAUAUAUGCCAGCUUUCUGCACCUAUACUAUCAACGCACAAAGUGGCAACACUAUCACCAUUAACUGGCAAAAAUUUAAUGUUGGAGUAGCGGCAUUAUUUGGAAGCUGCUUACCUGAUAGUGUUACGGUUUAUGACCAAUCAACUGUGUCUCCAUUAAGUAAAAGUGUACUAUGCGGUAACAUGAGUCAAACCAGUUCAUUCACGUCUAAAUCAAAUAAAAUUAUUAUUGUUUUCAAAAGCAUAUCAAAUCGCCAUUUUAAUGGCUUUAUGGCCAACUUUAAGACCAAUGGUCUGGCUUCACAUCAAAAUCAUCACUCGCUAGCUACUGUUAUCCCAAGUAAGAAUUGCAUGGCGAUACUUUAA